AUGACGGACUCGCGCCUGCGCCAGGACGAAGAGCACAGCAACGACCUGGAGAACGCGCUCAUCCGGCUGGAGGAGGAGCAGCAAAGGAGUGCCAGCCUGGCCCAGGUCAACGCCAUGCUGCGGGAGCAGCUGGACCAGGCCAAUGCCGCCAACCAGGCCCUCAGCGAGGACAUCCGGAAGCUGACGACCGACUGGACCAAAGCUCGCAACGAGCUGGAGCAGCGGGAGGUGGAGUGGAGGCGAGAGGAGGAGUCUUUCAACACCUACUUCAGCAACGAGCACAGCCGGCUGCUGACCCUCUGGAGGCAGGUGGUGGGCUUCCGGCGCCACUUCAGUGAGAUGAAGACCAUGAGCGAGAGGGACCUGUCGGAGCUGAACAACGCGCUGUCCAGGUCCAGCCGCACCAUCCACGCCGCCUGCCUGAACCUGAGCAGCAACCUGCGUCUGUCGGAGAGCAGCGCCGGCGCGGCCCUGGAGAAGCAGGCUCUGCUGCUGGCCCAGCUGGAGGAGCAGCUGAAGGACAAGGUGCGCGACAUGAUCCAGCUGCAGGUCAGGUGCGACAUGGAGAAAGCGGAGCUCGGCACCAGAAUCGCUGAGACGACGGCCACCAUGGAACGCUUGAAAGCCCAGAACUUGGAGAAGGAGAAGACGAUCGAGACGCUGACCCAGAAGCUGGAAACUCUGGAGGCCGCGCGGGCGCAGGAGCAGGCAGCGCUGGAGGCCGAGGAGAUCGAGGCCUUGCGGACGGAGUCGGAGAUGCUCCAGCAGACGCUGCGAGACCUUGCUCAG
Molecule: messenger RNA, 789 nt
Organism: Terrapene triunguis (Three-toed box turtle)
Lineage: Eukaryota; Metazoa; Chordata; Testudines; Emydidae
Product: rootletin-like
Exons: 6
Biological process (GO): centrosome cycle
Source: RefSeq, a predicted model, not a curated record